Molecule: messenger RNA, 3510 nt
Organism: Lasiodiplodia theobromae
Lineage: Eukaryota; Fungi; Ascomycota; Dothideomycetes; Botryosphaeriales; Botryosphaeriaceae
Product: DNA repair protein
Exons: 6
Coding region: 1-3510 (1169 amino acids)
Biological process (GO): double-strand break repair via homologous recombination
Cellular component (GO): nucleus; Smc5-Smc6 complex; site of double-strand break
Molecular function (GO): damaged DNA binding; single-stranded DNA binding
Source: RefSeq, a predicted model, not a curated record
AUGGCGCCUCUACCCGAAAAGCGCCACAGAGCGCCGACUGACCUUGAGAGUGACGACUACGACUCGAGUGAUGCAGGUCCCAGAAAUCGCCGCGACUCUAGAAAGCGACAGCGAUUGUCAGGCAUAUCUGACGAUGCCGACCUCGCGUUUUCAGAUAUUCAGCAGCAUGAUGUGGAUACGCUGCUCGAUGGCAACGGCGAUACUUCCUUCCUUGACGAAUCAAUGAUCGAUGGAGAAACGGGUGAAUUCGACGUCGAGGAUCUUCUCGGUAACGAAGCAGCCCGUCUUUCUGGACUGAAACGCAUUAUCGAAAAGCGGUUCAAGCGUAGGACGGAUAAUAUGCCCGCGGAGAAUGCGAUCAUUGAGCAGGUCACAUGUAUCAACUUCAUGUGCCACUCAAACCUCACUGUCCCUCUCGGUCCCCUGAUCAACUUCAUCAUCGGCCACAAUGGAAGCGGCAAGAGUGCAGUCAUGACUGCCCUGACCCUCUGUCUUGGUGGUAAGGCCACAUCGACGAACCGUGGCCAAAGUCUCAAAAGCUUCAUCAAGGAAGGAGAAGAGAAGGGCCUACUAGCUGUAAAGAUCAAGAACCAUGGCUCAUCUGCCUUCAAGCCCGAGUUGUACGGUGAAUCCAUCAUCGUCGAGCGCCAUUUCAACAAGAAUGGUGGGAGCAGUUACCAGAUCAAGAACGUCAAUAAGAAGGUUGUUUCUACCAAGAAAUCCGACCUCGAGGAUAUCAUCGAUGCAUUUCAGCUGCAAAUGGACAAUCCCAUGAAUGUGCUUUCGCAGGACAUGGCCCGUCAGUUUCUAAACAACUCAACACCUCUUGAUAAGUACAAGUUUUUCAUCGAAGGUACCCAGAUCGCUUCCUUGGACCGAGACUACCGCAUUCUGGAAGAAUACCUGAAUGAGAUUGAAGCAAAACACGCGAUCAAGCAGCAGGAUGUAGAAGUCCUCAAAAGGAGAGAGCAAGAAGCGAAAGAGAGGAUGCGUGCGGCCGGCAAACAAAAUCAGAUGCGCGCGAAAGCGGCACUCUUGCAACGACAGUACGCUUGGAAACAAGUUGAAGACGAAGAGGAGAAGGUGGAAGGGGCAGAUGGACACAUCGCUGAUGCUCAAGCGGAAAUCGAUCAGAAAACCGAGCAGGUUGAGCAAGCGUCGAACAAAUUCGACCAAGCCGAACGAGAUCUCGAAGAAGCUCAACGAAAAGUGCAGGAGUACGACGAAGAGAAAAUACCGAUUCAAGAAAGGCUUGAAGAAGCGAAGACGGUGUUCAGCAAAGGGAAGGACGAUCUGCAGGAGGUUCUCGCACAACAGCGACAAAUCAAAUCCCUGAUUCAGGGCAACAAAGCGAUCAUUACGAAGAUUGAAAAUGACAUUCAAGAAGAACGGCAACGCCAAGAAGAUGCAAACGGCGGAGAGCAUGGUCGAAGACGCCAGGAAAUCGAUGAAGCCAAAGCCGUGUCCCAAGAGAAAGCGGCAGCAGCUGAAGAACUACGGAGAGCGAUUCCAGACAUGGACCGUGCCCGAUCGGCAGCGCAGGAUCGUCUGAACGAAUACAAGGACACAAUCCAGCAGAAGCGGAACGACGUUCAACAACAAGAGCAACAUAUCAACCAGAUCAGAAGGAACCAGGGAAGUUGGAUGGCGGGAUUUGACAACAACCUUCCAGCUCUUCUACGUGCUAUAGACAACGAGAGCAGAUUUCGCAACAAGCCCGUUGGCCCUAUGGGCCGUCACAUACGUCUUCUGAAGCCGGAAUGGUCCAACAUCUUGGAGAAGACUGCUGGAGUGCAACUCAAUGCCUUUGUUGUUACUAGCAAGCAUGACGAAGGUAUUCUGCGGGAGCUCAUGAACCGAGUCAACUAUCCUCGCGAAUCCGGCAAUGUCACGCCAAUCCUCAUUGGUGAUCCUAGACCACUCGAUACUUCACGAAAUGAACCUGAGCCUCAUCUACUGACAUGGAUGCGAGCUUUGAAGUUCGACAAUGAACUUGUUCGCAACCAACUGAUCAUCAAUAACAUGAUCGAACAGACUGUCCUCAUUGAAGAUUUCGAUGAGGCGUACAGUUUCGCUCUGGGCUCUGGAGGAAACCAACCACGUCCCAAGAAUGUCAAGCAGGUUUUCACCAUCUCUAAAAACAAGCGGAACGGUGUUAGGUUUGGCUGGGCUUCUUCAGGCGCUGGCAUCCAGUCCCCUAUCCAGCCCUUGAAGAACAAAUUACCACGAAUGCAGACGGAAAUUGAAUCUCGCCUUAAUGUGGCUACCGAGGAGCUUCGUCGCUACAAGCUUGACUGCCAGCAGGCUGAGAAUGAAUGGCGUGAGCGAGAAACAGCUUUGACCCGUGCAAACCAAGCCCUCACGAGACAUAACCGAGACUUCAAGGAAGCAAGAAUUGCAGCACAGAGAGCGGAGGAGGAAUGGGAGCGAAUGCACGAUGCUCUUGAGCAGGAAACCCCACAAGCCGGUAGACUUGAAGAACUUGAGCGUCAGCUGGAGGAAGCCAAGGCUACCAAGGAAACAAAUAUGGAAAUGGCCCGGGACGCUGCCUCCGCUCGUGAGAGGAUCGAUGCGGCACAGCGUGAGAGGAGAGAUCAGCAAUCUGAAAUCGAGCGGGAGCUUUCCGAGGUCAACGCAAAAUUCAGCAAAGCUCAGAUUCGGGUCAACAGGAUCCAAACGAAUCGAGAUAACGCCCUGCACGAGAAGAACGAGGCGUGCGAGUCUCUGGAGGUUGCUCGUGAGCAGAUGAAUUCUUACCAACGGCAGCGCGAGGCAUUGUUACAAGACAUUGCUGCCAUGGCAGUGGAGGCUGAGAAAGUUGGCGAAAGGCCGCACAUUCCGCCGGGAGAAACCGUUGAUAGCCUGGGAAGGAAAUACGAAAGGCUACAGAACGAGAUCCAAACCCAGAACCAGAGACUCGGGGGGUCAGAAGAAGAACUGAGAGAGAAAUACUUUGAAGCUGUUGCGGCACACAAGAUCGCCAAGAAAGAUGUACAUGACAUGGAAGGCGCGCAACGGGUCUUGAAGAGCACUCUGGCGAAUCGCAAGGCUCGACUGGUCAUCUUCAAACGAACGAUAGCCGACCGCUCGAGAAUCACCUUCACAUAUCUCCUUGCCGCUCGAAAGUUCCGAGGCGAUCUGCGGAUCGAUCAUAAAGCCAAGGAGCUCGACCUCGCUGUCGAACCUGACAUUACAAAGGUUGGCGCUGAGGGACGCCAGACGAGGACGCUGUCCGGUGGAGAAAAAUCAUUCUCCACCGUGUGCCUUCUUUUGUCACUCUGGGAUGCAAUGGGAGCGCCUACACGUUGCUUGGACGAGUUCGACGUGUUCAUGGACAGCGUCAACCGCGAGAUCUCCAUGAAGAUGAUCAUAGAUGCUUGCCGCAGUUCUGCCAUGCGCCAGUUCAUAUUCAUCACUCCGCAGGCAAUGGGCAACGUGUCGCUAGGCCCGGACGUCAAGAUCAUCAAGAUGAGCGACCCAGAACGUCACCAAACAACAUUACAGUUCUGA